Magallana angulata is the source of this 2544-nucleotide messenger RNA. Its product is annotated as neuronal acetylcholine receptor subunit alpha-10-like. Lineage: Eukaryota; Metazoa; Mollusca; Bivalvia; Ostreida; Ostreidae. Gene Ontology annotation, molecular function: transmembrane signaling receptor activity; acetylcholine-gated monoatomic cation-selective channel activity. Gene Ontology annotation, biological process: chemical synaptic transmission; nervous system process; signal transduction. The transcript has 9 exons. Gene Ontology annotation, cellular component: neuron projection; synapse; postsynaptic membrane. Bases 236 to 1813 code for a protein of 525 amino acids. The record is from RefSeq and is a predicted model, not a curated record.
ACCCUCUGCAUACAGGAGGCCUCUCUCUCUCACAGGCGAUCAGCUGUUUUGCAUUGAUUUUGAUUGACCGCGCGAUUUCGUUUUUCCGUUGAACAGCUGUACCACUGUGAACAAAUACGGCAUCCACUAAACACCGAAACAACUGCUUGAGCGAACUUGACAUCAUUUUGCUGAUCAUUCAUUUACAUUCUUUGUGAAUUCUGAAGAGCUGUUGGUUUUUGUUUUUUUUUAAACCAUGAAACUUGGAGUUUUCUUUAUCUUAGUUUGGAUAUGGAGUUUAUUUUCUUUGCUGAAGGCAAAUGGUAUCCGCCGCGAAGAAACAAACGAACAGCGACUGGUCAAAGAUCUUCUGAACGGAUACGACAAGAGAGUUCGUCCCGUCAUGCCAAGCAACACGUCACUUCCGCUCAACGUGACAUUCGGUCUGGCUCUUUCGCAGAUUAUUGAUGUCGAUGAGAAAAAUCAGAUCCUGACAACAAACUGCUGGUUGAAUCAGAUGUGGACUGAUUAUGGUUUGAGAUGGGAUCCGAAGGAAUAUGGAGAUAUCAAAGUAGUUAGGCUCCCUUAUGACCAGAUCUGGAGACCUGACAUAUUUCUAUAUAAUAAUGCUGACGUGUCAACCUACUUUUCGUCCAUAAGUUCCAACGUCAUCGUGACGUCACAAGGCAACGUCACCUGGCUGUCCAUGGUGAUUUUUAAGAGUUCUUGCUCCAUUAACGUACGCUAUUUCCCGUUUGACGAGCAGAACUGUUCGAUGACAUUCGCCUCUUGGACGUAUGACGGCUUCCACAUUAAUCUGAUUCUCAACACCCUCGAAGGAGACAUUUCAAACUACAUUCCUAACAGUGAAUGGCACUUACACAAACUCUACGUAGACCGGAAGGUGGUUUAUUACUCCUGCUGCGCAGAACCGUAUCCGGAUAUUACGUUUUACAUCCACAUUUUACGGCGACCUUUGUUCUACGUCUUUAACAUGGUAAUGCCGUGUAUUAUGAUCACGUUGGUGGCCCUCCUGGGAUUCUACAUACCAUCGGAUUCUGGAGAGAAGGUGACGAUGGGUAUCACCACCCUCCUCUCCAUGACGGUGUUUAUGAUGCUGGUGGCCGAGAACAUGCCCCCCACCUCCGAUGUCCUUCCUCUCAUAGGUAUAUACUACGGCCUGACCAUCAUCAUCGUGUCCCUAGCCACAGGUAUGACCGUCUUCACUCUCAACAUCCACCACAAGGGCCAAAGGGGCCACCCCGUCUCGCCCAUCAUCCGGAAAAUUUUCUUUGGCGUGUUCGCUAGAGUCAUGUGCGUCAAAAUGGACGGAGAUUACAAUAGAAACUCUUCUAAAGUAAUGUACACCCCAGACUUUGCCAGCAACGUCACCAAUAACUACACCUCGGUAUCGAAAGGAUCCGAAGUAGAAAGGACAAAGCUAUUGGAGGACGGCGUUAGGUCUUGUUGCUGCAACCUUGACAGACAAGCCAUGAACCACGCGUAUGAAAUGAAGCCGGAAAACAAUGUCCGCAAAAACCAUCUUCCGGAACAACAUCAGAACAACCAGCCAAUUUUCGCCGCCCCAAACAACGAGACAACCAGCACACUGGAACACAACUUCACCAAGGUUCUCUCCAAGGUCUGCCACACGAUCGAAAACAACGAGUCUCGCCAACGAGAACAGGACGUGCGAGAAUCCGUGAGAUUUGAGUGGCAGCAGUUGGCGCUUGUCGUAGACCGGAUGUUGUUGACAGUUUUUGUGCUCAUAACCUUGAUCAUGACCUCCGCCAUCUUAAUGCAAGGGCCACUUUCGCAAAGCGAUAACCCCUGAAGCCAUCAGACUGCGGUAGAUUUGAAGGGGUUUGUGUGUCCUGCUGGUGUUGGAACACUUUCAGAAGAUUUGGUUUUCUCCUGAUGGCUGCCGUCGUAAGAUGUCCUCAUUAAACACAGCUACAUUGAGGAGCUGAAUGGAUUGUUAUAGAGUUGUGUGUACAUACCCAGAACAUAGCAACAUUGUUCAGCUGACUUGAAAUGCAUACAACAAAGACUGGAGGUUACUGUAUGUGGAAGAAAGAUGUACACAUUUUGGAAGAGUGAGACAUUUGAUAUACACAUUCGUAUCACAUGCUUCUUGGAGAUUUGAAAAGGAUAAAAUAUUCUUGUACAUUCGUGCAAAAAUUGAAUUUUGGAGAGGGAAAAAUUAAAUUUAGGUAUUCAUCUUGGAGAUUGAAAUAUAUAAAUAUAUAAGAGAAACUUGUUCAUUUUGAAGACGUGACAUACUUUACACUUGUCUUGGAGAUUGGAAACGUAUGAAAUUAACUUGUAUAUUUGUGAAAAAAAACAGAAUUUAUUUAUGUGUGUGAAUUGUUAAUGCAUAUGUAGAUCAAAACAGAAAAUAGAUAGAUAACAUGUACCUUUUAAAUCACUGUAAGAUCUUACUGUUUUUUAUGGAUAUCAUUACUUUAUUUUCAUUACUUAUUAAAUUUUAUUAAUUUAAUUAAUUUUAUUUAUAUUUGUCAAGAUAACAAUAUAAAGAUAAACCUAUGAUUGAGAAAAGAAAAU